Molecule: messenger RNA, 2086 nt
Organism: Varroa destructor (honeybee mite)
Lineage: Eukaryota; Metazoa; Arthropoda; Arachnida; Mesostigmata; Varroidae
Product: fucose-1-phosphate guanylyltransferase-like
Molecular function (GO): transferase activity, transferring phosphorus-containing groups
Source: RefSeq, a predicted model, not a curated record
AGGGAGCAACGACGUGACACUGGAAUUGAUCACAAUGCUAACUUUCUCUUAUAUCAAGUGAUAUUUAACCAUACAUCGAAAUUAGUGCGUUGUUUGAAUAUAGCGACGCCCUAAAUGUACGCAGUAAACAGUGAUUUUGACCAAACAGUCGUUUGUAGAGAUCGAUAUUUUACAGGACGUUAAACGUCUUAUGGUGGCCACAGCCAAUCUUCAACAAUGGACUUGAUUGAUUGCUCCAAGGAGAUUAGGCUACUCUUCAACGAGUAUGAUCGCUUAAGAGGUCUAUCGGCAAAAGAGUGUGCUGCGUCAUUCUGGGAUGCGGUAGUGUUCUCCGUUUGUGAUAAAGCCCAGCGUGAGGCUUUUCAUGAGCACAUUGCCCGUUUUAAGCAGAGCGCAACUAUACCCUUGGUCGACUAUUUGGCAAUUGAGGACGUACCACAAUAUAAAAUGGGAUCUGGCGGUGCAACUAUGCACGUUUUAAAUGAACUCAGCUCUAUUUGGGGCCAGGAAAAUUUAAUGAGUCGGAAGGUACUGCUUAUUCAUACCGGUGGACAAAGUCGACGACUUCCUCAACAUUCAGCAUUGGGCAAAUUGUUCGCUAGAUUACCUUUACCUUUAGAAAAAAAGCAUUUUAAAGAAACUGGCAAUUCGAAUGCCAGUAAUCCGAAAGGUGAUUUAUCCUCGUUUAAUUGCUCUGUGGGAACAAUGCUGGACCUAAAGCUGGCAAUGUACCUUCCAUUUUGCCGUAAAAUGACUUCAGGCGUGUUUCUCACAGCCUCCGACGACAUUGAAAUAUAUGCAAUCGAUGGAAACUUUAAGGUUAAUGCGAGUGGAUUUACGGCAUUGGCACAUCCCUCACCACUUGAGGUUGCUAGAGGACAUGGAGUAUACGUUCUUCCAGAGUUAGUCUACCCUAUCUGCAUCAACACGCCCUGUCUUCGAGUACUUCAGAAACCUUCGAUGGAUGAGAUGAAUCGUCAACAAGCUGUUUUAGCGGAGAGUUUCGCCUACACGGACAGCGCAUUCGCCUUCGGUGCCGAUGUCGUCAAAGCACUGAUCUCCUAUUAUCAGCAACAUCUACCACUCAACGAAGAGAUCUGUGCUUACAGAGAUUUUCUUACUUGCCUCGGAAAGAAAGCACCCAAAGCGACUAAACAGCUCCAGCAGAUGCUGCAGAAAUUCGAGUUAUCAAUUAUUGUUUUACCACAAUCUAUAUUUUAUCACAUAGGCACUCUGGCAGAGUACCUUGACCAUUUAUGUAGUGAUCUCUUAUUUAAGAAGCAGCUUGGCCUUGAUGCCGGGUCUUCGGUGAGGAUUCAUUCUAGUCUCCCUGCCACUGGCCCACAAUCGGCAGGCCGAUAUAUUCUAGAGUUUUGUGAUUUUAGCAAGGUAGCGAAGCUCGUCCUGGGUCGGGACUGCGUUUUGUACGGAUGUCAAGGUCAAGCUGAAGAAUUACAAAUUCCAGACAGUGUAGUCAUGUUCACGGUUGCUGUCAAGAGCCGCGAAGGUUUGAAAAGCUCUGACUCGGGCUAUGUGACCUUAUGUUUCGGAAUUAACGACGAUUUGAAGAGUAGUUCGAAGCUGUUUGGCCGAACUGACGUGGGCACAUGCCUGUGGAAUGCCAACUUAUUCCGGGUAGCCUCUACAAGGAGUGAGUCGUUAGUGACAACAUUACAGGAUAUUAAACAGCCCAUAGUUGGAGGCGUGAAUCGAUACAGUAUGGAAGAUGUUCUAAAACAUAAGUGCAUUAGUGAAAUGCUUGAUUUUCAAGCAACCUUGGUAUCUCAUAUAAACAUGGUUCAGAGUUAAUAUUAAAGCUUUACAAGUGGUUACUGAAGCUGCAUCUACUGUAUAAAAAUAGACAUUGUUAUCGUUUGCCUGGAUUGUCUGUUGGAUCGAGACAAUAAAAUUGAACAUGUCGGCGUAAUAGGUAACGCUUUUUAUUAACAACAAUGGAUACAACUGGGUGGUUACACAUUUAUUUAUUGAGUUACUCUAAGUGCAUUUACAGGAAUUAUAUAUAGACUUUUUCGAGUCCACGAUGACAAUGUUUCAUUUGAAUAAAGUGUUUAUACGAAAUAUUUAU